AUGAACGUUUCACGGCCGGUGAGCCGCAUCCUUCGAACCGCACAGAGGCUACGCCCCUUGUCUCUGGCUUCAUCAUGGCGGCCUUCUUCCUUUACCGGCCGUCCCCUCCGGCGCUAUUCCGCCGUCUCUGCUGCCGAGUUGCAGUUUGGACAGCCAGUGCAUGAGACUCACCCUCACGUGCUCAAGGCCGGCGAAAUCACACCCGGCAUCACGGCCCAGGAGUACUGGGAACGACGCGCCCGCCUUGCCGAGAAGCUCCCGGACGAUGGCGUCGCCGUUCUCGCCGCCGCCGACCUCAAAUACCGCUCCGGCGCCGUCUUCUUUCCCUACCGCCAAGAGUCCAACUUCCUCUACCUCACCGGCUGGAAUGAGGGCGACUCGGUCGCUGUCAUUCAAAAAACCGGCAAAGAAUUCGGCGACUUCGUCUUCCACCUCUUCACGAAGCCAAAGGACCCCGUCGCCGAACAGUGGAUGGGACCCCGCAACGGCGUCCAAGCCGCUAUCGACAUCUUCAACGCCGACAAGGCCGCUGACAUCGCCAAAAUCGAUCGCCACCUCCCCGAGAUCCUCAAGGGCGCCAGCCGCGUCUACACCGACAUCGAGAGGCCGCGGCAGGGCGAGCAGGAGGGCAAGCUCUGGCAGCUCAUGAAGGCCGACAAGUCAUGGUUCCCCUCCGUCAAGCUGCCACUAUACCCCCUCAUCAAUUCCCUGAGAGCCAUCAAAUCCCCAGCUGAGGUGACCAACAUGCGCCGCGCCGGCCAGAUCUCCGGGCGUGUCAUCACCGACGCCAUGCGAAGGUCGUGGACCCGCGAGAAGGAUCUCCAUGCCUUCCUCGACUACCGCUUCAUCGCCGACGGCUGCGACGGCCCGGCCUACGUACCGGUCGUUGCCGGAGGCCAAAACGGCCUCUGCAUUCACUACGUUGUGAACAACAACGUCCUGCGUGACGGCGAGACGGUCCUCGUCGACGCUGGCGGCGAGUACGGCACUUACAUCACCGACAUAUCCCGUACCUGGCCCGUGAACGGCAAGUUCUCGCCUGCGCAGAGAGACCUCUACGAGGCCGUGCUCACGGUCCAGCGCUCCAGCGUCUCACUGUGCCGGGAGAAUGCCAACCUUUCCCUAGACGACAUCCACGACCACACCUCAGCAGGAUUGCUCGAGCAGCUCAAGAGCCUGGGCUUCGAUAUUACAACGCGCGACAUAGACGUGCUGUUCCCCCACCAUGUUGGCCACUACGUCGGCUUGGAUGUUCACGAUGUGCCGGGCUACGGCAGGAGGACGCCCUUGAAGAAAGGUCACUGUGUGACCAUCGAGCCGGGCAUCUAUGUACCGGAUACGGACCGAUGGCCAGAGCACUUCCGGGGCUUGGGCGUGCGGAUCGAGGACAGCAUCUGCGUAGACGAGGAGUCACCGUACAUCCUCACGACAGAAGCCGUCAAGGAAAUCGCCGAUAUUGAGGCUCUGAGAGACUAA
Colletotrichum spaethianum is the source of this 1476-nucleotide messenger RNA. Its product is annotated as intermediate cleaving peptidase 55. Gene Ontology annotation, cellular component: mitochondrion. The record is from RefSeq and is a predicted model, not a curated record. The transcript has 2 exons. NCBI's taxonomy places the organism in Eukaryota, Fungi, Ascomycota, Sordariomycetes, Glomerellales, Glomerellaceae. Gene Ontology annotation, molecular function: manganese ion binding; metalloaminopeptidase activity. The coding region runs from base 1 to 1476 and encodes 491 amino acids.